AUGCUUACUGUACCUUGGUUACCUCCAGUUGAUUGUCGUACAUCUGAAUGGUCCGACUGGUCGCCUUGCAAUGGGACAUGUGGCUCCGAGACUCAGACACGUUAUCGCCGCGUCGUCCAGCAACCAUUCGGUACAGACGCUCUUGGCUGUCCCUCUCAGCUGUCCGAGUCGCGAAGUUGCGCCCGGUCGGAAUGCGUCUGCCAAGCCCCGUUUGCGUGGUCCAGUUGCGCAAAUGCCUGCCCCACCGAUUGUCGUCACCUUCCCAUGGCUCGACUUGUGAACACACACGAUGACAUCUACCAGGCAGCAGAUGUGACAGAACUGGCCCCAUCGGGCCCUCUGGAGGCGGUGGCGAACUCGUACCUCGGCUGCUAUCAAAGUCCAGGCGAAUGUCUUCCGGGCUGUCGGUGUCCGGAGGCCUGGCUACUGCAGAAUGGUGUCUGUGUGCCGUUGGCCGAAUGUCAAUGUCGCUUACCAAAGCCGGCAGCACAGGCCACAAGUGGAUCGCCGGCGACGAGGGAACUCGAACAUGCAAUCGCUGCACUCUUUGAUGAAGUCAUGCAUCAUUCGACAAAAGCAAUGCUGCCGACCAACCAAUCGACACUAAACGAAGGCGCAAAUGAGACUGGGCAGUCGACAAGCAGCAAAUAUGCCUGGGGGGCACACGCUGACGAACCUGGCAACAAGACGGGAGGGGAGGAGAUGGCAUUCAUGGAGCCAAACCAAGAGAUGGAGGUCGGAUGUAUGCUGUUUGUGUGCAAAUUUGGCGUAAUUUCCUACACCAAAAAGACUAAUUGUUCGGGUAAUUACACUUAA
Molecule: messenger RNA, 816 nt
Organism: Protopolystoma xenopodis
Lineage: Eukaryota; Metazoa; Platyhelminthes; Monogenea; Polystomatidea; Polystomatidae
Source: the annotation of a GenBank genome assembly